Monodelphis domestica (gray short-tailed opossum) is the source of this 3846-nucleotide messenger RNA. The record is from RefSeq and is a predicted model, not a curated record. NCBI's taxonomy places the organism in Eukaryota, Metazoa, Chordata, Mammalia, Didelphimorphia, Didelphidae.
CGUGCGCGCGCGGGGCGUGCGGACUCGGGGCCGCGGGCGCGCUUCUGGCCGAGCUCGCGCGGAGGCAGAAAAGUUGCGGGGUGGAGAGAGCGCGAGCAAGCGGGGCGAGAGCGGGGCAAGCGGGGAGAGCGGCCCAGCCAUGGACGACCUCGACGCCCUGCUCGCGGACCUGGAGUCCACCACCUCCCACAUCUCCAAGCGGCCCAUGUUCCUGUCCGAGGAGACCCCCUACUCCUAUCCGACCGGAAACCACACGUAUCAAGAGAUCGCCGUGCCGCCGCCGGUCCCCCCGCCCCCCUCCAGUGAGGCGCUCAACGGCACCGUCCUCGACCCCCCAGACCAGUGGCAGAGCGGCGGCCCCCGAUACAUCCACCAGCAGUCUCAGCCUCAGUCUCCUGUGUUUGGUUCUGGUGCGAAAAAUCCUGGCGUGCCCGUGUCCCGGGACAGCCUGGGGUCCCCCUGCCCCCGCGGAGCCGGCGAGGAGGAGCACGUGUACAGCUUCCCCAAUAAGCAGAAAUCGGCCGAGCCUUCGCCAACCAUGAGCUCGUCACUAGGCAGUAACCUGUCGGAACUUGACCGGCUCCUCCUGGAACUGAAUGCCGUCCAGCACCCCACAUCUGGCUUCCUGGCAGAUGAUGCCAACCAGAGCCCUCCAGUGCCCGGGGGGCUGAGCCCCCAGUACGGCAUCCCUGAGAACAACAGCCCCCUGGGGGGAAAGGCCACCCCUCCAGUGAAGGAGAAGCCCAAGCGGAAUGGAGCCCGGGGCUUGGAGGACCUGCGCCCCAGCGUGGAGAGCCUUCUGGACGAGCUGGAGAGCUCCGUGCCCAGCCCUGUCCCGGCCAUCACUGUGAACCAGGGAGAGAUGAACCAUCCCCAGCGCGUCACGUCCAGCCAGCAGCAGACCCGCAUCUCGGCCUCCUCUGCCACCAGGGAGCUGGACGAGCUCAUGGCCUCCCUCUCGGACUUCAAGACCAGCUCCUCCAUGUGCCCAAGGUUGGAGCAGUCAGCCCGCUCCUCUGCCUCUCCAGAACCACAUGGCGCCUUCUCAUCUUCUGCUUCUUUGAUGCCCCAAACUAGCUACCUCUGCAGUGACCAGGGGGGCUCCUCUGGGGUCCUGUGGAUCGAAGAAGAUGGGGACCCAGGGAGGAACCCCCCGCCUCUGUCCUCUCCUCCUCUGCAGGGCCUGGACUGGACCAGGCCGGGGGGGAGGCCUGGUGCCGGCAGCAGUAGGCUCUCUUCAGUGGAGGGCUGUCCCUUUGGGGCAGAGGACCAGGGCCUGACUCAAAUGAAAGCUGGGGCCAGAGAGGGUCUGGGCAGUGAGAAUAGGCUUCCUGAGGCUGUUUGUUCCUCCUCCUUUUUGCCCCAUGGGCGCCCCAAGCCCAGCAGCUCUCCUGGUCUAGAGGAGGUUGGCGAUGCUUUGAGGGCACAGCUGUGGGCUCUGGAGUCCCCGGCACCCCUGGAUUUGCGCGGAGCUGUUUGGGCUGCCGAAGGAGCUACCGAACCGACUGUUGUCGCUGUGAACCGACAGGAUGUCUUCCCAGACACCUGGGGCCCUGCGGAGGAAUGCAGGGGUGGCGGCCACCCCACUCAGGCCCAGAAGGAGCGAGAGCCCGAGGGCCCUCCCAGGAGAGGCGCAUCUGCCGGGAGCCCUGCGAGAGGAGGCCAGGGCACAGAAACCCCGAGAAGCUUGGCCGGGAGCCCAGAGCGGGCCCCGGAAGCCAGGAGAGACGAGCCGGAGCUGCCCCUGGUAGAGGAAACUCCCACCGUGGAAAGGAUUUCCACCUCUGGCCAGUUCAUGGCUCAGGGGAAGGUGGGGAGCAGCUCCCCGCCCGGCGGUCCCCCAAAGCCAGGAAGCCAGCUGGACAGCAUGCUGGGGAGCCUGCAGUCAGACCUGAACAAACUCGGUGUGGCCACAGUCGCCAAAGGGGUCUGCGGGGCCUGCAAGAAGCCCAUUGCGGGGCAGGUGGUGACAGCCAUGGGCAAGACGUGGCACCCGGAGCACUUCGUCUGCACCCACUGCCAGGAGGAGAUCGGCUCCCGGAACUUCUUUGAGCGGGACGGGCAGCCCUACUGUGAAAAGGAUUACCACAACCUCUUCUCCCCCCGCUGCCACUACUGUAACGGGCCCAUCCUGGAUAAAGUGGUGACGGCCUUGGACCGGACCUGGCACCCCGAGCACUUCUUCUGUGCCCAGUGUGGGGCCUUCUUCGGGCCUGAAGGGUUCCACGAGAAGGACGGGAAGGCAUAUUGUCGGAAAGAUUACUUCGACAUGUUUGCCCCCAAAUGUGGCGGCUGUGCCCGGGCCAUCCUUGAGAACUACAUCUCUGCCCUCAACACCCUCUGGCACCCCGAGUGUUUCGUCUGCCGGGUGUGCUUCACGCCGUUCGUCAACGGCAGCUUCUUUGAGCACGACGGGCAGCCCUACUGCGAGGUGCACUACCACGAGCGGCGCGGCUCCCUGUGCUCGGGCUGCCAGAAGCCCAUCACGGGCCGCUGCAUCACCGCCAUGGCCAAGAAGUUCCACCCCGAGCACUUCGUGUGCGCCUUCUGCCUCAAGCAGCUCAACAAGGGGACCUUCAAGGAGCAGAACGACAAGCCCUACUGCCAGAACUGCUUCGUGAAGCUCUUCUGCUAGGGCCCGGCCGGCCGCAGCCUCCCCGCGGCCCUCCCGCUGCCGGCGAGCGGGCAGACCCGGCCACCCACACUGGAACCCCUUCUUGGGCUGCCGCUCAGGGAGUUUCGGGGGGGCUGCCCCUCCCCUCGCCAGCACCCCCCGAGAGGCAGGGCUCGGCUGGGCCCCUCCGGCCGAGGCUCUCCCUCACUUGGUUCUACUGAGAAAGGACCGUCCAGCAAUAAUAUUUUGUAUUGACGCGGCCGUGGCGGGCGGCCGGGGAGGGCAGCCCCCAGCCGGGCGCCGACGCCGGCCCGCGUUGGGUAGAUUUCUACACUGAGCUUUGAUUCCUGUGUGUUUGGGUUGCUUUUAAUUCUCUUUGAAACGCUUUUGGACAGCUUUUCCAGACUCCUUUUGGCCUCCUCCUCGGGCGCCGCUCUUCCCGGGAGGGUCUUCUUUGUGGCCGGGAGGCGGCCGCCAUCUUUUUCUAGCACAAACCGGGGGCGGGCCCGGAGGAGCCUUUUCUAUCCCCUCCUCACAGUUCAUUGGUUUGUAAACUGCUGUAUUCAGACCUCCUUCCUCCUGCCCCCACCGCGGGCGCCCCUCACUGGCCCGCCUGCGGCUCGGGAUCGGAACUCCCCGGACUUCCCAGAUUUCUGCCGGAUUGAGUUUGGGGCUCUCCAGCGACGCCUCUGGGCCUUCUUUCUCGAGGCCUUAUUUGCCCAGAGGCCCCGCUCCGACCGUCCGGCAGAGCCUGGUGGCGGCCCUCCUCGGCCCAGGAAGCACCGUUUGUGCCCCAUUUCAGGCCGGAGGGAUGGAGUUCCCUAUGGAAAGGGAUGAUGGAGCCGGGGGGGGGGGGGGGGGCGCUUGCCUCGCCUCGCCCCCUUCAUCCCCAUUUUGUGCUGACGGGAUGAUGUUUGGACGGAGCAGAGGCUGGCCGAGAGGAGGGGCUCGCUUAGGGGCCACGCGAGCGGGAGGGGCCGAGCUGGCGCCCCGACUCCCCAGCUGAGGGGGAGCCCGGAGCCUCUGUUGUGGGGCGUCCCCACGUCCACCUCGAGGCCUUAGCACUCUGUUUACAGUGACCUGCCCCGCCCCUCCCCGCUGGGCUCAGGGACAUCUCGGGACACCUCUCGGGGCAACACUUUGGUUUGAUUCUUCCCCCUAUAAACCUCUAACCUUGCUUUUCCCAGUUAAAGUCCUGUGAUUUAUGCCAAUAAAAUUUACUAUGAUUUUCA